Scleropages formosus (Asian bonytongue) is the source of this 3731-nucleotide messenger RNA. RefSeq names its product cilia and flagella associated protein 70 (gene cfap70). Gene Ontology annotation, cellular component: motile cilium; extracellular exosome. The record is from RefSeq and is a predicted model, not a curated record. The coding region runs from base 298 to 3483 and encodes 1061 amino acids. Lineage: Eukaryota; Metazoa; Chordata; Actinopteri; Osteoglossiformes; Osteoglossidae. Gene Ontology annotation, molecular function: protein binding. The transcript has 26 exons. Gene Ontology annotation, biological process: cilium assembly; cilium movement.
AUUAUUAAGCACAUCCAAAUGUGGCCGUUGAAACGUAUAACUACUUUUACACACGCAGCUGUAGGAAUAUUAUAAAUUAGUAACACUUUUCCCAUUUUAAAAUCGACAAUGUACUGUAUAAUUGUGCUACACCCGUUCCAUAGAAACACUCUCUGUGUGGAGCCCCGUUACCUAGCAACCGACGAACGCUUCUCAAGCUGUCCUGCCGCAGAGUGAUCAAGUCGUUUCGUCUCCGUUGCUUUAGAAUUUGCUACAGAAAGUUAAAAGUUACACGAUAUUAAUCGAUUUGCCGCAAACAUGGAUCCGCUUCAAGCAACGAGAGACAAGCCGGUGCCCGUAAAAAUAACUCUGCACUGUGGUAAAAAUAUGAAAUUCAGCAAGGGCGAGCCCCUGCUCAGUUUUGCGCGGGCCGAGUUCAACGACAGCGUGCUCGGAGAGUCCCAGAGACUGGACAGUGCUACGGAUCUUCUUGUGGAGUAUAAGUUCACCUGCAGCUUUGACUGCUAUGAUGGAACCAUUACCCUAGAUGACAUAGCGCAAAAACCCAUCAUCUUGACUGUGCUUGAGAUCCUUCCAAAGGAGAAGAAGCAAAAGGAGGAGAAAACCAGUGUCCUUGGCCAGGCUGUGGUAGACCUGGUCCCUCUCCUGCAGGGUCACAGGUCAUUUACCGCCACAGUUCCCCUGCACCCAACUCCAGGUGCACCUGGAGAAAUAGCCCAACAAGACAGCAGCUGCAAGCCCACCCUGGACGUAACCAUCUGCACCCCUGAGCCACUGCUCUCUGACGUACAGCUCUCACAGUCCAAUCUGCUCAAAGUGGUUAUAGAGACUGCCUACUCAGUCCCUGAGGUUUGGAGUAAUGACACUGGACUUCCCUUCAACUAUGUUGCUGCCCUUCAGGUGCCCCUGUCCACUGAGAAGGACCAGGUAUUGUUGUUCUCCAAUGGAGUUCUCAAAAUGGGUGGAGAGCGGGAGACUGUCCCAAGACCUAAAAGGUGGCCCUUGGGCCCCAUGUUGGCCCCUGGCGCACAGUUUAUUCCAGGGGGGGUAAUUGGGGAGCCCACUGAGAUGGAAGUUGGGGACCUGACAUCAACAGAGGAGAAAGAGUUCCGUGUGGAGGUGGAGACUAACAGAAAGCGGGUGAGCUGGGACACAGAGAGACGAUGCUUCAUGGAUGCAGGGGCAGUGGCUUGUCUGAUCCGACGCAUAGUGGACUGCAGAUUGUGGCCAGUAGAGGUCAUGAGGUCCCCUGAUCCCGGGGUCACUAGAGGUGGAAAGCAAGGCAAGGACAAACCGGCAGAAGAUGAGAUUCAGAUCCCCUUUCAUGGGGUGGCCUAUCUGGACAUGGUGCCCCUGCUUUACCCCGGCGUGAAACACAUCCGGGGGGCUUACCUCAUUUACCCGUUCUAUGAGACUGACUUGCAGGCCAAGACGAAACAAAACACCAGCGUCCUGAGAGAGACGAUGAGGAUGCCGGCGCUGCAGGGCAGAGGGCAAGCCUCCUCCAACAGGCCGUUCGACACGCAGAAAGCAGCCAAGGAAACCAAGGAAGCGCCCAAGAAGGUUCAACAGAAGCUGACGGCAGCUGAGAGUUUGACGGAGAUAGAUGUUCUGGGGAACCCCGAGGGUCAGAUGUACACGGAAGCCAGAACGUACAUUGUCAUUGAAAUUUCCCUGGAAAAGCCCCUGCUGCCAAAGAGACCUCCGGAGGAAUUGGCGAAAAGAGUGAUGGAACUGAUUCCUCCCAGACCCCCUCUGCCACGAAGACCAGCUGGAGCUGAGAGAGCAGUGUUGGAGUACCAAGCCCAGAUUAAUAGUGUGACAGGCCAGAUCCUGGAGCAGUACCAACAGUUGUUUGGAGCUGCUUUGGUGUCUGGCUCGCAGCCGCUUGACCUGGCAGCCCAGGAGCAGCGGAAGACGCAGCUCAUUGGAGAGCUGAACUACUCUGGGAAGUACUUUGCCUUCAAGGAGCAGAUAAAGCACUCAGUGGUACGGAUAGCAAGAGAGAAGAUGCUGCGGACCGAGGCCUUCACUGAUCAGGAGCAGCUGCAAGGAUUCCUGAGCCAGCUGUAUGUGUUCUUGGUGGAUGAGAUGCACGUCGCCCUCAACAAGAUCCUCUCAGUGGAUGCUCCGGAGGACCAGCCUGGAUCCCCACUCAACUGUGCCCAGCUCAAGCACUUUGCCCUAGAAGCCCAGCUGAACCAGGACUACCAGCUGGCUGCCACCUACUAUCAGGAGCGGAUUGCUCGAGACAGCAGGGACCCGGGCCACUGGUUUGACUACGGAGUUUUUCACCUGCUGACCAAAGACUACCUGAAGGCGGAGGAGUGCUUACGACAAGCUGUGUCUGUCAAUCAGUCACAUGUGCCAAGUCUCCUGAUGUGUGGGAUCUUAGCAGAGAUGGCAGGUCACUUUGAGGAGGCGGAGACCUUCAUUGAAAGGGCAACCCGUGUAGCUCCGACCAGCGUGACAGCAUGGACGCUGUUUGGACUGUUCUACGAAGGACAGGAAAAUGCCAUCCAGGCAGAGAUGGCCUUCUUGGAGGCCAACAAGCAGCUGAAGACAACUCCAGUCAAGACUAUGUUAAUCAAUAGUGAGACCAAGACAGAAACACACAAGGAAGGGGUUCCACAGCACAACCCAGCCAUGAGAUCCAAUGCAGAGGCUAAUGCAGGGCAAAUGGCCACUGAUUCGUACAGCAACCAAGGCAAGAAAGAGUUGGGAGGCACUCCUACUGCCCCUGACCCCAGACCUGUGACCUCUCGGUGCCACAGCUCAUCUGUCAAGCUCAGCACCACCAUCUACAUGGAGACAGUGAGGUUCCUGCUGGACAGCAAUGCACUUCAGAUGGCACAAAGAGCACUAGCCCAGGAACUUCUGUGUCCAGAGGGAGGCCCGAGUAGUUCCUACUACUUGGCUUUAGCCAGACUGCAGCUGCUGAGUGGUGACUUUGGCAGUGCUGAAGUUAGCUUGAAGGAGGCACUAAAGGACACUUUUGAGAACCCAGAUGUGUGGGCGUGGUCUGGACACUUACACUUUUUGACGGGAAGCUACGGUGAGGCCAAGGACUGUUACAAGAGGACCUUGGACCUAGUGGCAGAUCCUGCAGACACACAUGCGGUCUACUUGCGUCUUGCAGAAAUCUACCUGAAGGAAGGGAAGUUUGAAAAGGCUAAAACCACAUACAUGCGUGCCUGUAAAAGCUCCCCCUCCUGUCUCACCUGGCUCGGCCUUGGCAUUGCCUGCUACCAGCUUGGGGAGUUGACCGAGGCCGAAGACGCCUUGAUGGAAGCCAAUGUUUUGAACAACACCAAUGCAGAGGUGUGGGGUUACCUGUCCCUGGUGUGCCUUCAGGCAGGAAAACGACUGGAAGCAGAGCAGUCCUAUAAAUACGCCAUAAAGCUGGAUCUGCAAAAUGAAAAGCUUCUUCAGGAGAUCAAAGAGCUGCAGGCCCAGGUUCGCUUUGGGAACCCCUGGUUCUGAGCCACGAGGACUCUGCCUGCCAGAAAAACAGCAGCCAAAGACGGUGACGUGGCUGUAUCACUAGAAUGCUGUUCCAGAAGGAGUUUGACAUUUUAUAUAUGGGAUGUUACAGAAUGACAGUGACACUUCAGGUGUUCAGAUGAAGCGUUGACAUUAAAGUUUCUGUAAAUACUGCUUGGGUUUUUGGUGCAUAUUCAGUUACAACCAGGACAAUAUGCAAGUAAAAUGAUAGACAUGUUUUACAUUUA